Molecule: messenger RNA, 309 nt
Organism: Suillus bovinus
Lineage: Eukaryota; Fungi; Basidiomycota; Agaricomycetes; Boletales; Suillaceae
Exons: 1
Biological process (GO): DNA integration; DNA recombination
Molecular function (GO): DNA binding
Source: RefSeq, a predicted model, not a curated record
ACUGCAGAUUCCUUCCUUGAGUGCUUCCACAAUAACCUGCUCGAUAUUAGCAUUGACCCCCGGCCAUAUGGGACUCAUUCUUUCCGUCGCGGAGGUUGUCAGUACCUGGCCAUGGUGCUUCGGUGGCCACUCCAUCAGAUAUGCACAUGGGGGGGCUGGGCAGAGAAUUUUGAUAACCCUGGCACUAUUUUCAAGUACCUUCUCUCAUGGACUGAUGCACCCCAGCUCCAGCGAGAGGACUACUUCAAUCCCGAUCGAGCUGGGAGUGAUCCAUGUACAGCUUGUGGCUGUACUUGCACCUGUGCAUGA